AUGAUCCCAAAUGUGGCGUGGCGCAAAUGGAUCUCUUGGGUUUCAGGAAUAGGUCUAGUAUUGCUAUUGAUGUGGGCCAUAAUCCACAACGUGGGUAAGCAUUCAGAAGAUGGUGGCAACACAGAAUCGCUGACAUUCUUCGUCCACUGCACGAACGAGGUGGCAAUCGUCGCCGGGCCAGGCAAAGACACGCACGACAUGAGCAAGCUGGCGUUCGGAAGCACGCUGAUCUACGACAACGAUGUCACGGAGGGACCUGACUUGGCGUCCAAGCUUAUAGGAAGACGCGAAGGCAUGGCCAUCAUGGACAAUUUCGCAGGCGAGAACUUCUAUCUUCUGUUCACUGUCAUCUUCGAGCAUCACCCCAAGUACCAGGGCACCCUGCAGGUCCAGGGCACGGAAAUCGGUCACGGAGACCGUGAAAUCUCUGUUGUCGGUGGCACGGGCGAUUUCCGCGGCGCUCGGGGCUACUCCACUUUCCACUUGUACACGGCAACUCCAUAUCCCAUCAUCGAGCAAAGCUUCGUCCUCUACAAGGACUCCUUCAAUUACAAACGCUCCGUGGACGAGAAACACAUCGACCAAACCGCUCACGUUGUCACUCAAGCGACCAUCUGA
Marchantia polymorpha subsp. ruderalis is the source of this 618-nucleotide messenger RNA. The record is from the annotation of a GenBank genome assembly. Lineage: Eukaryota; Viridiplantae; Streptophyta; Marchantiopsida; Marchantiales; Marchantiaceae.